Cydia amplana is the source of this 1255-nucleotide messenger RNA. RefSeq names its product guanine nucleotide-binding protein subunit beta-5 (gene Gbeta5). The transcript is spliced from 5 exons. Gene Ontology annotation, molecular function: protein binding; signaling receptor complex adaptor activity. Gene Ontology annotation, biological process: G protein-coupled dopamine receptor signaling pathway; G protein-coupled receptor signaling pathway. Lineage: Eukaryota; Metazoa; Arthropoda; Insecta; Lepidoptera; Tortricidae. The record is from RefSeq and is a predicted model, not a curated record. Gene Ontology annotation, cellular component: cytoplasm; heterotrimeric G-protein complex.
UGUACAAUCUGUGGCGCGACCUCGUUUCCGGCUUUUGACAUUUGUCGAAUCGAAGUUGAGUGAAAACCUUUAUUGAUUGCGCUGAAAAGUAAUUUAUGAUACAAAACGAGCAGAGUUGGCGCGGGAGUGUGGUGAUGUUCGAUUAGUGUUAAGUGGAACGCCUGAAGCGGGGUGUGAACCGCGCAGGCAGGCGCCGUGGUGCGGUUGUUAAUUUGUAGAGUUCGUGUUACUCAGGCGGGAUGUGCCAGUGAGCCCUCGGGGCUUCGGGGGCAGGCUGUCGGGGAUGGCGGCGGACACGGGCGGCGCGGCGCCGCAGGCGGGCGCGGGCGCGGGCGGCGCCAGCCCCGAGGAGACCCUGGAGUCGCUGCUGCGAGAGGCAGAGGCGCUCAAGCAGAAGUUAGAAGAGGAGCGACAGAAGCUCAACGAUGUCACGCUGGCAAGUGUGGCUGAGCGCCUGGAGGCCAUCAAUUUCCCCAACCUGAAGCCACGGCGGGUCCUCAAGGGCCACCAGGCCAAGGUGCUCUGCUCCGACUGGUCGCAGGACAAACGCCAUAUUGUCUCCUCCUCACAGGAUGGCAAGGUGAUCAUCUGGGAUGCAUUCUCAGCCACCAAGGAGCUGACCAUUGCUAUGCCCAGCACUUGGGUCAUGGCCUGCGCUUAUGCACCCUCAGGAAACAUGGUGGCUGCGGGUGGCCUCGAUAACAAAGUGACAGUGUUUCCUCUCGGAGAAGAGAACAAGGAAGAGGGCGCCACCCGCAAGCGCACCGUCGCGACGCACACCUCCUACGUCUCAUCUGUUCUGUUUCCACGCACUGACAGACAGUUACUAACCGGAUCUGGGGACGGAUCUGCUGCGCUGUGGGAUGUGGAAUCUGGACAAUUACUGCAGACUUUCCAGGGUCACGCGGCGGACGUGCUGGCGCUGGACCUGGCGCCGUCGGACACGGGCGACACGUUCGCGUCGGGCGGCGCCGACCGCGCCGUGCUCGUGUGGGACAUGCGCUCCGGCGCCGCCGUGCAGGCCUUCGACACGCACCGCUCCGACGUCACCAGCGUGCGCUUCCAUCCCGGCGGGGACGCUAUAGCCACCGGUGAGUGAGAUACAAACACUAACAGAGAGAGAUAUAUAUAUGGCGCCGUGCUCGUGUGGGACAUGCGCUCCGGCGCCGCCGUGCAGGCCUUCGACACGCACCGCUCCGACGUCACCAGCGUGCGCUUCCAUCCCGGCGGGGACGCUAUAGCCACCGGUGAGUGA